AUGACAGUUUUUGGCAAACUUUUCCCAGCAAGCCGUGGCAUCAUCUAUGGGACUGGAAUCGCUUGCCUGGUGCCUCUAGGAUGGCUCAUUAUUGGGUCAUUGCCAAUCGUUCGAAGACUUGCAUACGAACUAUUCGUCGUUCUCCAUAUCCCAGCAGCCGUAGUUUAUGUGGGCAUGUUGUUUUGGCACACUAAUAAUUAUCUUACCUCCUGGAGCUACCUUUACGCAACCGUCGCCAUCUGGGCUUUAGCUUAUCUCACGCGCAUCGGUAAUUUGAACUGGUCAAAGCCGUGGAGAAGCUCUUUUUUGGUUGGUGACGAGGCUGCUAUUACUCUGAUGGCAGAGAAUGCAAUCAAGGUAACUGUUCCAACACAGAUGACAUGGAGGCCUGGUCAAUACGUCUACCUCCGUAUGCCGGGGAUCUCCGUGUUCGAAAACCACCCGUUUACCAUCUCUUCUCUCUGCAGUGAAGACUUCCCGUCCGAGUACGGCGAACAAUAUAGGGAUUGUACUGUGGUAUUCAGACCAUUUGGAGGGUUUACUAAGAAAGUCCUUGAGACUGCUACUCACAACGGCCCUUUCAAAACAUAUCGCGCUUAUCUAGAUGGACCAUACGGCGGUAUGCAACGAGAACUUGCCGCGUUCGACACUGUUAUUCUUUUCGCUGGCGGGAGUGGCAUCACAGCCAUCGUUUCACAGCUACUAAACUUGAUUAAGAGAAUGAGGGAUGGGAAAGCAGUCACUCAGAAGAUUGAAGUUGUAUGGGCAUUGAAGAGGCUUGAAUCCAUGGAUUGGUUUAAGGAAGAGCUUAGGAUCUGCAGAGAAUACGCACCGCCGGACACUAUUAAUUGCCAAUUCUUUGUGACGACGGCAAAGAGAUAUGCAAAGACAGAUGUUGCUGGACGAGCUCAACGACCGUUGAGCACGGCAUUUCACGACAAGUUGGACGGUUUUGUUGCAGGUAUUGCAUCUAAACGGAACUCGGCUCUCAUUCGUGAUGAAGCUCAGGGCAACGAAGAGAUGGAAAGGGAAUUGAGAAGAGAGGAUGAAGAUGCUAUAACAUCUUUACCACAUUCGAAACAUCUACAACCAAGACUGCACCCUAAUGUACAAACCUCAUUUCCUCCACCACCAACGACAGGGUCAAAAUUGAAGAACUCUGAGAAGACACGUUCUCUGUUGGCAGCAUUAUCCCCGGAUUCCCACGAGGCUACCCGAAAAUUCUUGUCGCCUCUAGGUUUGGCUACCAAAGUACAAAGUGAUUCCAAAGAAUCAUUCCACUUUCCAGCACCCCCACAAAAGCUAGAUGCUCCUCAUUUCCAAUACGCUCCGCCCUCAGCCGAUUCUAAUCGAGCUAGCUUUAUUCCUGAUACAGCACGCAAUAGCUAUAAUCCUCAGGACCAUGUUGAAGACCAUGCAGAGCAAUACAAUCCUGAUAUGCAAUCUUCGGAAGAAGGUCGGCUCUCAGAACAAUUCGCGCCCCGAGAGUACGCACCCACACCUCCAGCAAAAGACACACCGAAGACGUCAAAUGAGAUAGAGGCCAUGCCUUCUUUGAAACCCCCGCAACCCGCUCACUUGAGACAAAAGUCGGAGGAAUUAAAGCUCCAGAUUCCGCAGUCAAAUUUCCAACAAAGCAUCCCGGAUCCAACCUUUGACUUUGGCUUCGCAUCAACACCUACUCUGUUCCAAAAGAAUCUCAUGCGUUUUGCAUUUGUUGCGCCCAAGAAAAAGGAAGGGUGGACUACUGAGUAUGGUCGUCCUGAUCUAGGAUAUAUGCUGAAGGAGAUGGCCACUGGGGGGCCUGAUGGACAUGGUAUAUUCGGUAGGAGGACAUGCGUCUUUGUUUGCGGUCCUCCUGAAAUGCGUAUCAAUGUAGCAACUACGGUGGCGAAGCUGCAAGCGGAUAUUUGGGGCGAUGACAGUAAAGACGAGAUUUUCCUACAUACUGAAAAUUAUGCUAUUUAA
This is a messenger RNA of Sclerotinia sclerotiorum 1980 UF-70, 1968 nucleotides long. RefSeq lists its product as hypothetical. Gene Ontology annotation, cellular component: plasma membrane. Gene Ontology annotation, biological process: copper ion import; iron ion transport; intracellular iron ion homeostasis. Gene Ontology annotation, molecular function: ferric-chelate reductase activity. The coding region runs from base 1 to 1968 and encodes 655 amino acids. The transcript has a single exon. The record is from RefSeq and is a predicted model, not a curated record. Lineage: Eukaryota; Fungi; Ascomycota; Leotiomycetes; Helotiales; Sclerotiniaceae.